AUGGACGAUCUCCUAGACCUCAGUUGGUCAGACAACGCCGCAUCAGGAGGCGGGCAGCGCAGCGGCACCGGCAGCGCUUCUGGCAGCCUGCCCGCCAGCGCGGCUCCGUCACGAACAGGAAGCGCGUUCGACCUGCUCUCCAAGCCCGCCGGGGGACCCAACUACUCUCGAACCAGCACCCCGCUGGCUCCCACACCGUCAUACCCGAAUGGUUCUGGCGCCAGCUCUGGCCUCGGCGAUAUGGGCGGACUGGGCGCGUUCGGCAGCGUCGGAGCCAGCCCCAAACCCGCCGGAACACCGAGCGGCUCGUCUGGCCUGAACGGUCUGAAUGGCCUUGGUGGUGGCAUGGGCGCCAUGCGGCCGACAAGCACCGCGAGUCGAUCUGGUGCGGCAUCUCCAGCUGUCACUCCAGCAGCCACGACGACGCCGCCUCCAGCCAGCGACGCGUUCAGCUCCCUCCUCGGCGUGACGUCGUCGACCCUGGGGGGAAAGAACCUGACAAUGGCGGAGCGCCAGGCGCAGCUUGCGGCGAAGAAGCAGGCCGAUGCAGAGCAUCAAAAGGCCCAGUGGGACUGGGACAGCUUUGGUGGUUCUGGUGCGGCACCAGCAGCUGCUGCGGCAGCGCCGAUCAAGGCCACUUCGGCAGCGCCGACUCCUUCCUCGGCGAGCGCCCUGCCAAACAUCGGGCUCAAGCCCACUCCCCCGACUUCGCGACCUGCCAGUGCGGCACGGGCCCCAGUAGCGACCACCACUGGCAAGUCCUCGGCUGGCUCGUUCUGGGAUAACGAUGAUUUCCUGUCUUCCUCGUCAUCCAAGCCAAAGUCCCAGUCCCCUUCCCCGCCCAUCGCUACUCCCCCUGUCGCAAAACCAUCGUCUCCGGCGCCUGCAGCAGUCGCAGACCCGUGGGACUUUGACUCGCUCCCUGUGGCGACACCAAGCUCCCGCAACACGGCCCAAACCGAGAUCGAGUACCCCGCAGACGGUGGGGAUGAAGACGACGACCUGCUGGGCGAGUUGGGGAGGCCCGUGCGCACCAGAGAACCCCCCAAGCAGACGCCGGCACGGAACGACACGAGCACCUCGUCGCGCCGUGCACUCUCUCCCCCACCACACGUAGUGGGCCAGAUUGUCGAGAUGGGUUUCUCGCCUGCGCAAGCACGCACGGCACUCGCCGCUACGCCAACGGGGUUGGACGUACAGGCUGCUCUCGACAGUCUCCUCCAAGCGCAAGGCGCCGCGGCAGGCGAUGACGAAGACCUCGAGAUUGACGACGAGGCUAUUGCGCGCGCCAUGCAAGCUCGCGAGGAUCGGGAAGCGCACGAGCGAGUGGCGAGGCAUGCCGCUCGCCGCGCAGGUCCGAGUCGGGACAGCGUGCGUGCGCGUCCUGAGCGUGAGCGCCCACAACAGCAGGGCCACGAUGGCGAAGACGACGACGAUAUUGGCAAACAGGUCGACCAGGUCAUGGCGCAGGCAUCUGAGAUUGGCGCAUCUGUCCUCUCGAAGGCGACGAGUUUCUGGAACUCGGGCAAGGAGAAGGCUCUCAAGGUCUAUGAGGAGCAGAAGCGUGCGUACGAGCAGCAGCAGGCGCAGACUGCUGGUAAACGCAGGCAGCCUGUCACCGACGGCCGACCGCGAUGGAUGGUCGAGGCUGAGGAGGCCGAGGCUGCUGAGCGCGGUGAGCAGCGUGCCACAGGCGACGGCCCGCGUCGUGGUAACGGUGCUGGUCCCACCCAGAAUGGCGGCGGGUUCGCCGACAGUGCUGCCGGAGGCUUCCGUGACGACUUUGAUGACGAUCACCACGAUGAUGUCCUCCCACCUCGCCCUACGAAGCCGACCGCCAAGCCCACUGCCCCUCAACCUACUCGCGACCAGCCAAAGUCGAACCUAAGCGUCAAGGAGCGCGCCGACCUGCUCUUCGCCGAGGAGCCAAAGCGCUACGUCUCCAAGAACCGUCACAUCACAGGCCGUGGCACGCCCGCUGCCACUCCUGCCCCCGCCCAGGCAACACCGAGGCGACCCGCCACUCCGCUCGUGCAACGUCAGCUCGUGCCUGCCACACCGGCGCAGACAGCAACCGCAGCUCAACACAAGCUCAAGGGUAACGAGCACUUUAAGCUUGGUCGGUUCGCCGAGGCCGACGCGGCAUACACUUUAGCCAUUGGGGCUCUCCCGUCUGGCCACAUUCACCUCGUGACACUGCACAACAACCGUGCAGCUACACGCCUCAAACUGGGUGAAGGUGCUGGGGCAGCUGCAGACUGUACGGCCGCUUUAGACAUCAUCGGACCUGGUUACCACCCAUCCAAGGAAGCUCCCCUUCCGGCAAGUGUUGCCGACGUUAAGCUCGCCGAUGCGCUUGUCAAGGCUACGACAAAACGCGCACAGGCAUGGGAGAUGGCCGAGAAGUGGACCCAGGCUCUGGAGGACUGGCAAAAGGUACUCGGUUUCGAUGCCGGUAUGCUUGGUGCGGCCGCCGGUGCGGGCAGUGUCAAGACGCUCGCGAGCGACGGCACUCGUCGCGCCAAGGCCAUGCUGUCUCCUUCGCCCAGUGCUGGCCCCAGCAGCGCCGGUGCAACGCCGAGCGCCCGCCCUAAACCUGUCUCCAAACCCACCACCCCCAAGCCCUCGCGACCCGUCGACGUCGGCCGAUCCGCCGCUGUCGGCGAGCUGCGCAAGGCCGCCGCCCAAGCUGCAGGGGAGGACGAGGAACGCAUGCAGCUCAAGGACAGCGUGGACGCGCGUCUCAACGCCUGGCGUGGUGGUAAAGAGACCAACCUGCGCGCCCUGGUGGCUUCGCUUGACACCGUCCUGUGGGACGGUAUUCUCGCUGGCGGCCUCAAGGUCGGCAUGCACGAGCUCAUUACCGAGAAGCAGGUCAAGAUCAAGUACAUGAAGGUCAUUGCCAGGUUGCAUCCCGACAAGCUCAAGACAAGCGACACGACCGUUGAGCAGAGAAUGCUGGCGAAUGGCGCAUUUGGGACGUUGAACGAGGCGUGGGCAGCCUUCAAUGGCUCAUCAUAG
Molecule: messenger RNA, 3021 nt
Organism: Apiotrichum porosum
Lineage: Eukaryota; Fungi; Basidiomycota; Tremellomycetes; Trichosporonales; Trichosporonaceae
Exons: 3
Coding region: 1-3021 (1006 amino acids)
Cellular component (GO): cytosol; mitochondrion
Molecular function (GO): heat shock protein binding
Source: RefSeq, a predicted model, not a curated record